Molecule: messenger RNA, 1301 nt
Organism: Dryobates pubescens (Downy woodpecker)
Lineage: Eukaryota; Metazoa; Chordata; Aves; Piciformes; Picidae
Gene: TPK1
Product: thiamin pyrophosphokinase 1
Exons: 8
Coding region: 155-889 (244 amino acids)
Biological process (GO): thiamine diphosphate biosynthetic process; thiamine metabolic process
Molecular function (GO): ATP binding; thiamine diphosphokinase activity; thiamine binding
Source: RefSeq, a predicted model, not a curated record
UCCCGGGAAGCGCUGCUGCCUCCAGCUUCUUGCCCUCUGGGCGCACGCUGCGGCUGUGCAGUCUUGGCUAUUCCACAGGGAGAAGGGGGCACCGCUAAGCCCCGUGUGCCCCACUCCGCCCCGCUCCCGGUGCGUUUGUUGUGUGCCCAGGGCCAUGGAGCGCACGUUCACGCCGCUGGAUUGCCUCCUGCCCGCCGGAAACCUGAAGUUUUGCCUUCUGAUUCUGAACCAGCCUUUCAACAAAGGUCAUUUUCAUUGUCUGUGGAGCAAAGCUGCACUGAGAGCUUGUGCCGAUGGAGGUGCCAAUCGUCUCUAUGACAUCACAGAAGGAAGCCAGGACAGCUUUUUGCCUGAUUACAUCAGUGGUGAUUUUGAUUCCAUUCAGCCUGAAGUCAAGGAGUACUACAGGGUCAAGGGAUGUGAGUUGAUUGAGACCAUGGAUCAGGACCUCACAGAUUUCACCAAGUGCCUUCAGAUACUCCAGAAGAAGAUAGAGAAGAAUGGCCUGCAGAUUGAUGUGAUUGUGACUUUGGGUGGACUUGGAGGACGCUUUGACCAAAUAAUGGCAUCAGUGGAAACACUUUUUCAUGCAACAAAUAUUACCCCUUUUCCAGUGAUAGUUAUUCAGGAGGGCUCGCUGAUCUACCUGCUUCAACCUGGCAAGCACAAACUGCACGUGGACACAGGACUGGAAGGCAAGUGGUGUGGCCUCAUCCCCGUUGGGAACUCCUGUGAGAAUGUGACCACGACAGGCCUCAAGUGGAACCUCACUAACCAGGUGCUGAAGUUUGGAACACUGGUCAGUACUUCCAACACCUAUGACAACUCCGGAAUCGUGACCAUUGAGACUGACAAGCCUCUGCUGUGGACUAUGGCUGUCAAAACAUAAGAUCAGCUACAGCUGUCUUUCCUGAUGGGAAUCAACUCCAAUCACUGCAAGAUUUCACUAAAGCUGUUCUGAAGAUACAAGCAGGCACCAUUUUUAUGUACUGAGCGGCAAGCAAGUCUGAAAUAAAAGUCUCCUGAGACCAAAUCGAGUACCAAAAAUUGAGUACUUCAUGCUGGUACCUCACACUGUUUAAUCAGAUACAUGAGCUGCCACCCAACACAGUCAUAAAAGGGAACAUGAAGAAACUGCUUCUGCCUGUUUGAUUAGUUCAGACUAUGUUUACUAAGUAUUUUAUUCCAAUACUGAACUGUAUUUCCUCUUUUGCCAACAGGAAGUGCACCCUAAACUAUAAUUAAAAGGUGACAGCACUUGAGUAGAUUCAUAGAAUGGUUUGGUUUGGAAGGGACCUUGA